AUGGCUGCAUCCCGAGCAGGAGACGUAUCCAACAGGGAUGACGACAGCCAGACCACCGCUCGUGAUCCGGACGGCAAAUUGGCUACAGCAGGCAAAAAACGAACCAGAACAGGCUGCUUGAACUGUCGGCGAAAACGACGGAAAUGUGACGAAAUAAAGCCGACUUGCGAGGGCUGCCAGGCGCGGAAGGAGACCUGCGAAUGGGGCGUCAGGGUUACAUUUCGUCCUGAAAAUGCUCAAACGAUGGGACCUGAACAUCCAUCGAUGCGUCUGGCGUUGGCAUGUGCCCGGGGUCAAGGCUUCCAGAUCAUCAACGUGACGAAGGAGGUCAUCCGAGACUACUUUGAAGAGACCGCCCAUGAUGAAGUGGAUGAGAUGCGGGUGUCUGAUGUUCCUUCGAGGCAUCAUCGUCCAUCGACACGUGGAUCUGUGUCUACACAGCCGUCUCAUACAUUUCAGUCACCUGUGGCAAAGCAGGCUCAUGUCGUCAAUCAGCCCAUACCAGUCGUCAUCGAGCCGGAACAGUAUCACAAUGAGCACGCUGCCCAGACGCCCUUCCUCCCGGAGGAUCUGUUCUUGUCGCCGCAAUACAGUGAUUCUGCAUUCGAAGACGGCAUCUUCCUUCCUGGGUCAGAAUACCAACAGUUACAUGCUGCUCUGCGGAGCCGCAUCAUUGAUACCGCCCGGUCGACUGCGCCCUCGAGGCUCGCAACUCCAGAGCCUGCCGACGAGAGGCCCAGUUUGCAGCGCUCAGACACUGCGGAGACCGAAGACGAAGAAUCUCGAGCUCUUGCUCACUUGAGUGCCGAAGAAGAGUACUUCCUCUGGCAGAACUACAUCGAUGAGGCUGCACCCUGGAUGGAUAAGUUCGACAUCAAUCGGCACUUUGAACUGGUCCUUCCCAUGCUCGCGAAGCAUCAUCCGCAUCUACGAUACUCCUGCCUCGCAUUGUCUGCACGACAGCUAGAACGUAAGUCACAGAUCAACGACAACUCACGCAGCCUGGCCCUCUACCAGCACGCCAUCCACCUGCUGUCUCCUUUGCUGCACCAGAGGACAUCAGUCGUGUUGGCAUCAUGCGUUGUACUUUGUGUUCUCGAGAUGAUGAGCUGCUCGCCAAAAGCUUGGAGACGACAUCUGGAUGGCUGUGCUGCACUUAUCCAGGCACUGGGCAUGAACGGCAGCAGCGGUGGGCUAGACGAGGCACUAUUCUGGUGCUUUGCUCGCAUGGACAUUUGUGGGAGUCUAAUAUCUUCUGAGAAGACUCUAAUCCCUAUGGACAAGUGGAUCGGGCCUGGUGAGCUUCUGACCGACUACACCUUGUUGCUGAAUCGAAACAGCAUGUUCGACAUGUAUGCCAACCGAAUGGUAUACCUGUGUGGCCGAGUUGUGGACCUGCUUUGUUCUUCCGGGAAAUGGGAGCAGCGACAUCAUCACACGACCCAUGCUAUGGACGGUAACGACUAUCUGCAGCAGUGGUCCCGCCUGUUCGAGGUUCUGGAACAAUGGUAUCUGGACCGACCAGAAGAGAUGAAGCCACUACUGACGAUCAACUCUCCCUCCGGUGCACUCGGAGCUGCAAGUCCCUUCCAGACGCUGCUGUACGGGAAUGGACCCGGUGUCUCUGGGAACCAGAUGUACCAUACAGCGGCUUUGCUCAUGCUCAAGUUCAAGCCAUCGCAUGUGCAGUUUGCAAAGAAGCCUCAUUCGAUACUGUGGCAUGCUCGCAUGAUAUGCGCGAUUUCGAUCUCGAACAGUCACCAUGGCUGCUGGACGAACAGUGUCCAGCCUUUAUGGAUCGCAGGGCAACAUAUGAGCCACCCGAGCGAGCAUCGAGCGAUAUUGAGCAUAUACGAACGUAUUGAGCGCGAGACUGGCUGGGCGACGAAGUGGCGUGCUGAUGAUCUGAGGGAGUAUUGGGGCGAGUGCGAGGACUGA
Fulvia fulva is the source of this 1938-nucleotide messenger RNA. Its product is annotated as Transcription activator AMTR1. Lineage: Eukaryota; Fungi; Ascomycota; Dothideomycetes; Mycosphaerellales; Mycosphaerellaceae. Gene Ontology annotation, cellular component: nucleus. The transcript has 3 exons. The coding region runs from base 1 to 1938 and encodes 645 amino acids. Gene Ontology annotation, biological process: positive regulation of transcription by RNA polymerase II. The record is from RefSeq and is a predicted model, not a curated record. Gene Ontology annotation, molecular function: DNA-binding transcription factor activity, RNA polymerase II-specific; transcription cis-regulatory region binding; zinc ion binding.